This is a messenger RNA of Magnolia sinica, 2563 nucleotides long. RefSeq names its product ferric reduction oxidase 2-like. Gene Ontology annotation, cellular component: plasma membrane. Gene Ontology annotation, molecular function: oxidoreductase activity. Lineage: Eukaryota; Viridiplantae; Streptophyta; Magnoliopsida; Magnoliales; Magnoliaceae. The transcript is spliced from 8 exons. The record is from RefSeq and is a predicted model, not a curated record. The coding region runs from base 392 to 2521 and encodes 709 amino acids.
AUCCAUUGGACGUCCCAGAUUCACCGAACGUACGUCAAGAAUCAGGCCGCUACAAGCCAAGACAUGGUUCAUCGCAAUGAACCCAAAACAUUACUCUAUUAGCAAAUGGGCCCACGGGUUUAGUGACUUGUAAUUUGUCGUGCAAAAGAAACUUCGUAGACAUGUAAUCUUAGAGAGACGGCAAGGAAUGUAAAUCAGCUUCAAAGCCGUUUAAAAUAAUAUACUUCCUUUUUCUAGUUGGUGGCCCAUAUGAUGAACGGUUUCUUCAAAGAUCCCUUUUUUUUUUCUUUCUUUUUAUAAUACCACCCCACAUUCGCAUCUAUAAAUACAAGCGUAUCCAACAUUCAUUUCACUCAUGUGGUUUUUAAGUGAGAGUCUGAGAUUUUGAAACAUGGAUCCUGGUGUGAAGGAAAUUUCACAUUUUAAGGGGACCGCCCGAGUAGCAAUGGAAAUUCUACUCGGGUUGGUGUUUCUUGGGUGGCUGAUGAUUUGGGUUUUGAUGCCCACAAACACUUACUGGAUGGUAUGGUUUCCGAAGCUGCGGUCGCAGAUGGAUUCGACAUAUUUUGGAACACAAGGUGCAAACCUUUUGAUCUUUACAUUUCCAAUUCUAUUCAUUGCUGUCAUGGGUUGUGUAUGCCUGCAUUUGGGAAAUAAAAGUGGUAACUACGUUCAAAGGAUAAACCAUCCUCAUCUGGCCUCAUGGAGACGGCCUGUGCUUGUGAAAGGGCCAUUAGGUAUAGUCUCUUGGAUAGAGCUAGCAUUUUUCACCAUGUUCAUGGCACUUUUGAUCUGGUCUUUCUUUACAUUGUUGCGGAUUGGCUUCUCGAAUAUUGACCAGCAUUCUGCAGAAGAAGAUGGCCAGCAAGUGUGGGAAGCUAAAUUAGAAACUGCAGCUCUCAGAUUGGGAUUGAUUGGGAACAUCUGUUGUGCAUUUCUCUUCUUCCCAGUCACUCGUGGAUCGUCCAUCUUGCCGCUUGUGGGCCUCACUUCAGAGGGGAGCAUCAAGUACCACAUAUGGCUUGGACACAUGUCUAUGACACUCUUCACGGCCCAUGGUCUAUGUUACAUUGUCUAUUGGGCUGUAACGAAUCAGAUCUCUGAGAUGUUAAAAUGGGAGAAGUUUGGCAUAGCGAUCAUCCCCGGCGAGUUGGCUUUGCUCUCUGGACUGAUCAUGUGGGCCACGAGCUUUUCCCGGCACAAGAUGUUUGAACUCUUCUACUACACCCAUCAUCUCUACUUCCUCUUCCUCAUCUUCUUCGUAUUGCACGUCGGCUUUUCCUUCUUCUGCAUUAUUCUUCCUAGCAUCUACCUCUUCUUGAUCGAUCGGUAUCUGCGGUUUUUAAUAUCGCGGAGAAAUGUUCAUUUGGUAUCUGCUCGUGUUUUACCUUGUGAAGUGGCUGAGCUCAUCUUCUCCAAGAGCCCAGAUUUGAGUUACACGCCAACCAGCAUUGUGUUGAUCAAUGUGCCGAGAAUUUCUACUCUGCAAUGGCAUCCAUUUACUGUAAGUUCGAGUAGCAACAUGGAAGAGGAUAAGCUUAGUAUCAUCAUCAAGAGCGAUGGAAGCUGGACACGGAAGCUGUACCAGACACUUUUGUCGGCUGAUCCAAUGGACCGCCUGGAUGUUUCGAUCGAAGGACCUUAUGGGCCUACUUCAACUCACUUCCUAAGGCAUGACAAGCUAGUCAUGAUCAGCGGCGGCAGCGGCCUUACACCAUUCAUCUCCAUCAUCAAAGAAUUCAUCUUCAAGGCUACCAUAGCAGGCCACCAGGCCCCACGUAUCCACCUUAUUUGUGCAUUCAAGAAUUCCUUGGACCUAACCAUGCUCGACCUCCUCCUCCCACCCACCACCACUGCAUCAUCCGACAUUUCCCACAUAGACCUCCAACUGGAUGUUUUUAUCACUAGAGAAAAAGACCCCACAUCCAACAAUCCAAAACACGUCCGGACCAUUUGGUUCAAGCCCAGCCCAAUAGAUGUGCCCAUAUACGCCGUCCUAGGCCCAAACAGCUGGCUAUGGCUAGGUGCGAUAAUUACAACAUCAUUCAUCAUAUUCCUCCUACUCUUGGGUUUUCUAACCCGAUACUACAUAUACCCAAUCGACCGCAACACGAACGAGAUGUAUCCUCACUUAGCGAAAUCUGCUUUUAGCGUGCUGUUCAUGUGCCUCGGCAUAGUAGUGGCUGCUGGCUCAGCAGUUCUGUGGAACAAGAAACAGAAUGCAAUGGAAGGGAAGCAGAUCGAGAACACGGAGGCGGUAACACCCACGACGUCGCCUGGGUCAUGGUUCUACAAUGAGGAUCGAGAGUUGGAGAGUUUGAACCACCAGUCAUUAGUCCAAGCUACAAAGGUGCACUUUGGUGCAAGGCCUCAUCUUAGAAAGAUGCUGUUGGAGUGUAAAGAGGGGAGCGUUGGAGUUUUGGUUUGUGGUCCAAGUGAAAUGCGCCAUGAGGUUGCAGCCAUAUGUUCGUCUGGUUUGAUGGCUAACCUACAUUUCGAGUCUAUCAGCUUUAGCUGGUGAAAAACAAUGCAUGUAUACGCUUCCCUUUCAAUGAAAGCUAUU